AUGGAUCGUGGCUGCUACAACUGCGGUGACUCUUCGCACCAGGCACGCGACUGCCCUAAGAAAGGCACACCAACUUGCUACAACUGCGGAGCCGAAGGUCACGUCAGCCGCGAAUGCACCGCUGCGCCCAAGCCAAAGUCUUGCUACAAAUGUGGGAACGAAGGACACUUCGCGCGCGACUGCCCUCAGGCUGGUCCUCCUGGAGGUGCAGGCGGGGGUUGGGGUAGCGCCGGCGGAAACCCUUAUGGCGGUGGAUCGUCCCGAGAAUGCUACCGCUGUGGAGGGCAGGGUCACAUAGCGCGUGACUGUACUUCUGGCGGCGGCGGCGGCGGCGGCGGGGGGUUCGGCGGCGGCUUCAAUCGCGGUGGCGGGGGUCAAACCUGCUAUUCUUGCGGUGGCAUCGGCCACAUGUCCCGGUAA
Molecule: messenger RNA, 420 nt
Organism: Cladophialophora psammophila CBS 110553
Lineage: Eukaryota; Fungi; Ascomycota; Eurotiomycetes; Chaetothyriales; Herpotrichiellaceae
Product: cellular nucleic acid-binding protein
Exons: 7
Coding region: 1-420 (139 amino acids)
Biological process (GO): positive regulation of cytoplasmic translation
Cellular component (GO): cytoplasm
Molecular function (GO): zinc ion binding; translation regulator activity; mRNA binding
Source: RefSeq, a predicted model, not a curated record